Messenger RNA from Perca flavescens (yellow perch), 4880 nucleotides. It is a transcript of the gene ric1, whose product is annotated as RIC1 homolog, RAB6A GEF complex partner 1. Gene Ontology annotation, cellular component: Ric1-Rgp1 guanyl-nucleotide exchange factor complex; cytosol; Golgi membrane. Lineage: Eukaryota; Metazoa; Chordata; Actinopteri; Perciformes; Percidae. Gene Ontology annotation, molecular function: protein binding. The record is from RefSeq and is a predicted model, not a curated record. Gene Ontology annotation, biological process: retrograde transport, endosome to Golgi; intracellular protein transport. The coding region runs from base 526 to 4860 and encodes 1444 amino acids. The transcript is spliced from 27 exons.
AUCGUGGCCAAUCAGCUUGGAGUCACACAUACUUGUAAAGAUGGCGACGGUGAGGCACAGAGGAGUGAAAACUGGACGCUUUACCGUUAUUAAACACCGCUGGUCCAGACACCGUAAGAAUUGACACGGCAGCGGGAGCGAAAGUGAAUCGACCCAUUUGUCAGCAGCAGCAAGCUGUUUAGUGCUGCGUGCUGUCGCUGCGGGCCUGGUUGCUUCUGUUUUCGGUUAGGCUGUCGUUGCCUUGGAUAGCUCAUUAGCUUCAAGUUGGAAAGCGAAUGCUAACAGAGGGCUAGCUAGCUGUGUAGCUCCAUCGGCUGCUGGAAGCUCUCUGUACGGCAUUCAUGGAUUUAUAACCUGACCAGGGGCGAACGCUGGACUGCAUGUGCAUUUUUUUUAAGUUUUCAUUUUUUACGGAAACAGCGCCCAUGACUCGCUUGGAUUAAACACUUUAGGGGGAAUACGGUGCACAGACGAUCUGGCAUUGCGACACUGUUUGGAGUGUCGAGGCGGAGUGAGUUUGCCGUCAUGUAUUUUCUAACCGGCUGGCCCCGGAGGCUGCUUUGUCCGCUGAGGAGUGAAGAGGAGCCCUUCCACAUCCAGCCCAGCUCCCAGAGGUUUUACUUCGCCGUGCUGUCGGAGACACAGCUCAGCAUUUGGUUUAGUCGGCCCAGUGUUUUGAUAGUCAGCUAUAUCGAGUCUGCAAAGGCGGCUGCCCAGUUUGGCUUCUACCAGAAGGCAGAAUGGAAACCAGACGACUCCAUGAUAGCUGUGGCGACUGCCAAAGGCUACAUUCUCUUGUUUGAUGUGCUGGGUGGAGGGGAUGACAAGUCCCUCUAUGAGCCUGUCUAUCCAAAAGGAAGUCCUCGUGUGAAGGUGACCCCGGGUUAUAAGGAGGAGCAAUGUGCCCCCGCACUCUCUUUAGAGAUGAAGAAGCCUGUGGAUCUUGAGGCCCCCAUCACCAGUCUGCAGUCCCUCCAGAAGGACUUAUUGGUGUGCACUGCAGACGGCUACCUCCAUGUGCUGCACUGGGACGGGCUAGGCAGCAACGGACGCAAGGCCAUCUGCCUCACUACAAUCCCCUUCUCGCUAGACCUGCAGUCUGCUCGAGGUGGUCCCUCUCUGGACCUGGAGGGAGUGUAUAUCCGUUGUAUGGAGUAUUGUGUGACCCUGGACGGCUUUGCUGUGGUUCUGAGUGACGGACGCUUGGGCUUUAUCACACCGCUCAGUAACACCAUCACCGCAGAUCAGCUGCAGGGCGUCUGGGCAGCAGAUGUGACUGAUGGCACCUGUGUGGCUGUCAACAACAAGUACAGACUGAUGGCCUUUGGCUGUGCCAGCGGCUCAGUGCUGGUGUACAUGAUAGACACCACGACAGGAUCCAUGCAGCUCUCCCACAAACUGGAGCUCACCCCAAAACACUAUCCAGACAUCUAUAACAAGACGGGUCCAGUCAAGCUGAUCUGCUGGUCACCUGACUACAGUGUUGCCAUGGUUACAUGGGAGUGUGGUGGCCUAUCGCUGUGGAGUGUCUUCGGAGCCCACCUCAUCUGCACUCUGGGAGAGGAUUUUGCGUAUCGCUCUGAUGGUACCAAAAAGGACCCUAUUAAAAUUAGCUCUAUGUGCUGGGGAGCAGAGGGCUACCACCUAUGGGUGCUCCCGAACAAACCGGAGAGGGGAAGGCAGGAGGAACCGCAGCAAGAGGAGGAGGAGAUAGUCACACCUCCCCACCCCUCCCUGCAGGCUGGCAUACUGCAAUUCCACUUCAUUAAGAGUGCCCUCACAGUCAACCCCUGCACGAGUAACCAGGAGCAGGUGUUGCUCCAUGGUGAAGACCGCCUCUACCUGACCUGUGGUGACCCCUCGCAGGUCCACAGCACCUCUGACACACAUCCGCACACACACUUACACCCACACGAUGGCAGCCCGCUGCACCAUCCCCCCAACCCCGACUCCUCUCUCUCUCAGGGACUAAGCACUUUAUUGGGACACAAGCACUGGCAUGUGGUCCAGAUUCACAUCACCUACCUAGAGAGCAACUGGCCUAUACGGUUUGCAGCCAUAGAUACAGCAGGCAGGUGCAUGGCUGUAGCAGGGAGGCGGGGCUUUGCACACUACUCCUUAUUCACAAGGAAAUGGAAGCUGUUUGGAAACAUCACUCAGGAGCAGAACAUGACAGUGACGGGAGGUCUGGCUUGGUGGAAGGACUUUGUGGUGGUGGCCUGUUACAAUUUUAUAGACCAGCAAGAGCAGUUGAGGCUCUAUCAACGCUCAUCCAACCUGGACAACGCUUUUGCAUCCGUGACUAAGCUGCAAUCAGACACUCUGUUGCUCAAUGUCUUCAGAGACAUGAUCAUCCUGUUCAGAGCGGACUGCUCCAUCUGCCUCUAUAGCAUAGAGAGGAGGAACGACAGUCCACACCCGACAGCCAGCGUGGAGUUGUUGCAGGAGGUGUCAAUGUCUCGCUACAUCCCUCACCCUGCCCUCGUGGUUUCUGUCACACUCACCUCUGUGCGCACAGAGACUGGCAUCACAUUGAAAGCCCCGCAGCAGGCCUGCAUGGCAGAGAGCAUCAUGUUGAAUCUGGCUGGCCAGUUGAUCAUGCUACAGAGGGACCGUUCAGGACCGCAGGUACGAGAGAAGGAGACGCCUGCCAACAACAAGAAGCUGCUACCAUUUUGUCCUCCGGUGGUGCUGGCCCAGUGUGUGGAGAAUGUCUGGACCACCUGUCGCUCCAACAGGAAGAAGCGCCACCUGCUGGAGGCCCUGUGGUUGUCUUGCGGUGAGGCGGGCAUGAAAGUCUGGCUGCCGCUGUUUCCCCGAGACCAUCGCAAGCCCCACUCCUUUCUCUCCAGGCGCAUCAUGCUGCCCUUCCACAUCAACAUCUACCCGCUCGCUGUGCUUUUCGAGGAUGCCCUGGUACUGGGGGCAACCAAUGAGACUGUGCUCUACGAUGGGCUGCAGGGAUCCUCUGAGCCUCUGGAGGCGCUGUUCCCCUACUGCACCGUAGAGAGGACCUCCCAGAUCUACCUCCAUCACAUCCUGAGGCAGCUGCUGGUCCGCAACCUUGGUGAACAGGCUUUGAUGCUGGCUCAGUCGUGUGCCUCCCUCCCCUACUUCCCGCAUGUCAUGGAGCUGAUGGUGCACGUCGUGCUGGAAGAAGAGGCCACAUCGCGGGAGCCCAUCCCCGACCCUCUGCUGCCCACCGUGGCCAAGUUCAUCACCGAGUUCCCCCUCUUCCUCCAGACCAUCGUCCACUGUGCAAGGAAGACGGAGUACGCCCUGUGGAACUACCUGUUUGCCGCUGUGGGAAACCCCAAAGAUCUGUUUGAGGAGUGUCUCAUGGCUCAGGACCUGGACACCGCAGCCUCCUAUCUGAUUAUACUGCAGAACAUGGAGGUCCCAGCGGUGAGCAGACAACACGCCACUCUACUCUUUAACACGGCACUUGAGCAGGGCAAAUGGGACCUCUGCCGGCACAUGAUCCGAUUCCUCAAAGCUAUUGGCUCUGGAGAGAUGGAGACUCCGCCCCCAACACCCACCACUCAGGAACCCAGCUCAACGGGCGGUUAUGAGUUCUUCAGAAAUCGAAGUAUCAGUUUGUCACAGUCGGCAGAUGCCAUCACUACGGGCAAGUUCAACCUGCAGAAGACCUUCAGUAUGCCCUCUGGACCAUCAUCUAAAGGUCGGGAUGCGGAGUGCGCGGAGAACAUGUAUAUUGACAUGAUGCUCUGGCGCCACGCCCGCCACCUCCUGGAGCAGGUACGCCUCCGCGACCUGGGUUGCUUCUCUGCACAGCUGGGCUUCGAACUCAUCGGCUGGUUGUGUCGCGAACGAAACCGCGUGGCCCGAGUUGAGGAUUUUGUUUCUGCGCUGAAGAGACUCCAUAAGGAUUUUCUCUGGCCCUUCCCUGUUAUUCCUGUGGGCAGCGUCAGCUCGCCUCUGAAGAACGGACGGUGUCGCCCGGUGCUGAGCACGCAACUGUUGAAGUCGCAGUCAGCUGACAGCCUGUUGAACAGCGACAUGGACACGGCACCCCCUCAGGCAGCUUCCAGCAACCUCACCUGGCUGGACGGGCUCGGCCAGAGGGCCAAAGACAUGGACACGGCGUCGUCUGCUCACUCCAACCAACACUCGCCGCAGACACAUGAUGCGUUCCUGUCCCUGCUCACCAACAAAGUGGAAGAGUACAGUGUCGGCUCGGCCACAGACCUGACAGAGACCAGCUCGGUGGUGGAUGGGGAUUGGACGAUGGUUGAUGAGAACUCCUCCACUCUGAGCCUGAGCCAGGCCGAGUUGGAGCACAUCUCCAUGGAGCUGGCCAACAAAGGCCCACACAAGUCCCAGGUGCAGCUCAGGUAUCUCCUUCAUGUGUUCAUGGAGGCGGGCUGUCUGGAGUGGUGUGUAGUGAUUGGUUUGAUCCUGCGGGAUGCCAGCGUCAUAAAGCAGGUGAUUGGCUUCCUGGACAGCCCCGAGGUUCCCCAAGAAACUGUGCAGAGUAUCCGCAACGGCUUAUUGGCUGUCGACACAUGGGUCUCCACUAACUGCCUGGGUUACAAACCAUUUCUCCACCUGAUCCAGCCGCAGCUGCAGGAGCUGAUGGAUUCAGCAGCUGAGCAGGUGCAGCCUGAGUCCUUCCAGCCCACCGGCCAGAGCUCCAAGCUCAGCGGCUCCGAAGGGCUGGGAGGUGCUGCGCUACCGCGGCCGGAGGACAGUAGAGGAGUAGCGGCUCCGCUUGGCCUGGCCCUGCCCUCCCUCGAACCUGUGGGAGGUUUUCCCCGCCCACCCUCUGAGGACUGCCCUCCUGAACAGACAGAGGAGCAGGGAGAGGAGGAGGGAGCCUACGACUGCACCUUGUCCUGAAGCCGGUGUGUGUGUGUGUG